CUCCGCUCCGGCUUCCCGGACAACAAACGGAUGGCCUCCACUCUAGAUCUCUGUGCUGAGGUCUACGCCGAGGCCGUCGAUGCCCUAAACUCCGCCGCUAAAACCCUCCACCGCGGCGGCAAUAUGGACGACGUCAUGACCGGGAUUUCGGCAAGCCUCACUUACAUUGGCACCUGCGAUGAUGCUUUCGACGAGGAUCCGUCGCUGUUCAAUCCCGUGACGCAUAUCAGCAAGAAUUUGAAUAGGUUGGUUACCAAUAGCCUCAGUCUCGCGUCUGCUGCCAGGAGGAGUUAUUAGGGUUUUUUGUUUUGAUUUCGACUGAUGGAUAAGAAAGAGGGAA
Phalaenopsis equestris is the source of this 340-nucleotide messenger RNA. Its product is annotated as putative pectinesterase/pectinesterase inhibitor 26. The coding region runs from base 31 to 297 and encodes 88 amino acids. Gene Ontology annotation, molecular function: enzyme inhibitor activity. NCBI's taxonomy places the organism in Eukaryota, Viridiplantae, Streptophyta, Magnoliopsida, Asparagales, Orchidaceae. The transcript has a single exon. The record is from RefSeq and is a predicted model, not a curated record.